CAAAAACUCCAAAAAAGUGUCAUAAAGUUUAUUUCAUACAAAACAUGACUAAAAUAAGAUAAAACCAAUAACUAAGCCAGUCAUCAAAAGUAUUCUGGGACGAUUUGAAUUGGUACUUGUUUUCAAACUAAUUGCAUUCGCCAAGCCUUGAUCCAUCUUGUGGUACAUUGAGAUUCCUAUUGACAACCACCAUCCCUUUGUGCCUUUUCCAAGUUUGCCCUUUUUGUUUCUGUUCCACUUCAAGACAAUACUGCAUCCACAUGGUAAUCAAGAGCCUUUUUCCAUCCAGUAAACCAAUUUUCGCAUUUGUUAUCGUUGAUAAUCCUAUCCUGUUGACUUUUUGAAACUAAAAAAAAGAAAAAAAAAAGUUGAAAAAUGAGUACAAAAGAAGAAUGGCAAUAUGGUCUCUCUAUUUUUUUUUUUAAGCAUAUCAUCUACCACACUUGCAAUAAAAAUCCACAAAUUGUCGCCAAUAUUCGGGCUAAUUUUACUUUCGCUUUGUUGUCGUUUCCACAUCAGUGCCGUUGAAUAUUGUUAUCUUUUAUACUAUCGCGAGAGGUUUUACGAUAAAAUAGGACCAGGGAGUACUUGUAUACACGUUCUUGCAGAAACCUCCUUUCCAAUACUAAGUAGCAGCUGGUUCACAUUUCGAUAUUGAAUACUUCCUCUUAAAAAUAGAUCAAAACCGUUGCUUGACAGAUACCUUGAAACCAAGCAAGAAGAAAAGAAAGGUCGUGUCAGCACCAUGAGUAACCUAUAUCGAACCAAGAACAUGAGAUAGCAGCAAGAAUGAAACUGUCUUUUAUUGAAUUAAGAAGUGGCUACCAAUGAACUACAAAGAGAAGAGUUAAUCCCAACGCGUAUGUCAUUCAACCUUGGAAUAAAAAGUUUAUCUUUCUGCAUCUUCCCCCUUUUUUUUUUUUUUUUUUUUUUU
Molecule: messenger RNA, 934 nt
Organism: Halteromyces radiatus
Lineage: Eukaryota; Fungi; Mucoromycota; Mucoromycetes; Mucorales; Cunninghamellaceae
Exons: 4
Coding region: 401-658 (85 amino acids)
Source: RefSeq, a predicted model, not a curated record